AUGGUCUAUCCGUACCACUUUAUUUCUGACACCCCUAGGAUGUGGACCCUGGCCACCUGGCUCAGCCCCACCGAGCCUCCCGCCCCGCCCCCGCCCCCGCCCCCGCACUCUCUCCUCCGCGCCCCGCCCCCCGCCGCCGGACGAAGCCCCCCACCCAGCGCCCUGCAGCCAAGCCCAGACCUGCCCCGGAGGCUGCCCAGCGCCCACUCUGGGGGUCCCCGGUCCUUCGGGGCACACCGUGUUCGCCUGGCUCCUUGGGGCGCUGUCCAGGUCUCCAUGGCCCUGAUCUGCCCCAGGACCCCGACCCUGGAGGCCCGGGAGAGCGCGGACCCCGACGCAGCCGGCCGUGGGGACCCGGAGCAGUGGGGGCUGCCCACUGAGAUCCGUGAGGCCCCUUCCCCUCCUCCAGUGCCCUCCCUGCCUUUGGGGAGCAACCCGGGGACCGUCCCCACGGGUCCUUGGAGCCACCCACCGCCCGGACACCCCCAAGGGGAUCCCAGGGGCUCCCUCUCACCCCAUGGUGGGAGCAGGGUGGACAGAGCCGGGCGGGUCAGGGCUCCCGGGCAGUGGCCGAUGGCAUCGUCUCCCGGCAUGUGUGUGGCCUGUCGCCUGGCGUGGUGUCCCGGGGUGUCCUGCAUGGCCACCAUCCUUGCUUGUGGACCCCUCACCCCAGUCCUGGACGAGGAGCUCAGCAUGGACGUGAUCCUGGUGGGCUCCAGCGAACCGUUGCCCACUGCCUCGCCCUGGCCUAGCAGAGAGCGGAUCGCCUACGAAGUCAGGGUGAACCGGCAGGACAUAGAAGACAUCUGCAUCUGCUGUGGGAGCUGCCAGGUCUGGACACAGCACCCCCUGUUUGAGGGAGGGAUGUGCACUCCGUGUAAGGACAAGUUCCUGAGCUCCCUCUUCCUGUACGACGACGACGGCUACCAGUCCUACUGCUCCAUCUGCUGCUCGGGCCAGACGCUGCUCAUCUGCGAGAACCCCGACUGCACCCGGUGCUACUGCUGUGACUGCGUGGACACCCUGGUGGGCCCCGGGACGUCGGGGAAGCUCCAGGCCAUGAGCAACUGGGUCUGCUUCCUGUGCCUGCCCCUCCCGGGCCACGGGCUGCUGCGGCGGCGGAGGAAGUGGCGCGGGCGGCUGAAGGCCUUCCAGGACCGCGAGGCGGAAAGUCCUCUUGAAAUGUAUAAGACUGUGCCUGCGUGGAAAAGAGAGCCGGUCCGGGUGCUGUCUCUCUUUGGGGACAUCAAGAAAGAGCUGCUGAGCUUGGGCUUCCUGGAGAGCGGCUCGGGCCAGGAGCGGCUGAGACACCUGGAGGACGUCACGGACGUGGUGCGGAGAGACGUGGAAGAAUGGGGCCCCUUCGACCUCCUGUACGGCGCCACGCCUCCCCUCGGUCAUCCCUGUGAGCACCCUCCCGGGUGGUACGUGUUCCAGUUUCACCGGCUCCUGCAGUACGCGCGGCCCCGGCCGGGCAGCGGGCAGCCCUUCUUCUGGAUGUUCGUGGACAACCUGGUGCUGACCGCGGAGGACCGGGCCGUGGCAUCUCGCUUCCUGGAGACUGACCCGGUGACCAUCCAGGACGCCCGCGGGAGGGCCGUGCAGGACGCCGUGCGUGUGUGGAGCAACCUGCCCGCCGUGAAGAGCCGAGACUCGGCUCUGGCCCCUGAAGACGAGUUGUCACUGCGCGCUUGGGACCGGCAGAGAGCAAAGCUCCCCGCCCAGGGCCCGGCCGCGCUGGUCAAGAACUGCUUUCUCCCCCUCAGAGAGUAUUUCAAGUAUUUUUCAAUGGAACUCACUUCCUCUUUGUGAAUGAAUCAUUAUACUGUGAAAACAGAAAAAGACUUUUCCUAGAACAAAAAUAAUGUUCUUCAUAUUGUCUCUCUUUCCUCUUCAGAUUAUUAUUUUAUUUGCUUGAGUUUUGAUUUAUUGUGGUUGGCACAGGUCCGUCUUUUAUUUGGCAGCAGAGACGCAGGGCCCCUCCCCAUUAUGUUCGUCCAUGGGGUGCCCAGAGCUCUGAGCAGUUACAAACAAG
Messenger RNA from Choloepus didactylus (southern two-toed sloth), 2035 nucleotides. It is a transcript of the gene DNMT3L, whose product is annotated as DNA methyltransferase 3 like. Lineage: Eukaryota; Metazoa; Chordata; Mammalia; Pilosa; Megalonychidae. The record is from RefSeq and is a predicted model, not a curated record. Gene Ontology annotation, biological process: negative regulation of transcription by RNA polymerase II. Gene Ontology annotation, cellular component: nucleus. Gene Ontology annotation, molecular function: DNA binding; DNA (cytosine-5-)-methyltransferase activity, acting on CpG substrates; enzyme activator activity. Bases 1 to 1812 code for a protein of 603 amino acids. The transcript has 14 exons.